CACAACCAUACCACCUUCUACAAACAUCCACACCCAAACUACAACACAUCCAUUGAAAACAUGGCUUCCAACUGGUCAGUAGAGGUCGAGACCAAAGUCCCCGCAGCUCCCCUCUUCAAAGCCACCUUCACCGACUGGCACAACCUCGGCCCUAAGCUCCUCCCCGACAUCAUCACCGGCGUCACACCACUUUCCGGCGAUGGUAAUUCGGGGAGCAUCAGACAGAUCAACUUCACCCCAGCGGUGCCUUUCAGCUUUGUGAAGGAGCGGCUUGAUUUCAUCGACCAUGAUAAGCUUGAGCUCAAGACUUCGGUUGUGGAAGGUGGAGAUUUGGGGAAGAAGUUUGAGUCUGCAACUUCACAUAUUAAGGUGGAGCCCAAGGGAAAUGGGUCUGUUGUUAAGCUGUCCGCGGCUUAUAAGCCCAUCCCGGGUGUUGUUGAUGUUGCUGAGGAUAUCAAGAAGGUGAAGGAAGGUUUUGUCGGUAGCGUCAAGGCUGUGGAGGCGUAUCUUGCAGCCAACCCUGCAGCUUAUGCUUAGACAUGUUAUGUUUGCUUGGGUCAGACUGUGUUUGAACUUGUUGUGUGGUAAUUAUAAAGAUAGUUGGUUUGUGUUUUAAGGAGAGCUUUUGUAAAAGUACUCUGUGCUUGGAUUGUACUUUGUUCUAUGUUUUGUUUUGUUACGAUGAAGUUAAAUAAGAAAUAAUAAUAUUAUGAUAAA
This is a messenger RNA of Phalaenopsis equestris, 717 nucleotides long. RefSeq names its product pathogenesis-related protein 1-like. The coding region runs from base 61 to 537 and encodes 158 amino acids. Gene Ontology annotation, molecular function: abscisic acid binding; signaling receptor activity; protein phosphatase inhibitor activity. Gene Ontology annotation, biological process: defense response; abscisic acid-activated signaling pathway. The transcript has 2 exons. NCBI's taxonomy places the organism in Eukaryota, Viridiplantae, Streptophyta, Magnoliopsida, Asparagales, Orchidaceae. The record is from RefSeq and is a predicted model, not a curated record. Gene Ontology annotation, cellular component: cytoplasm; nucleus.